AUGUUUUGCGUACGUGACAUUGUCAAAGAAGCAGAGGGAUUGAAUGAGAGAGAAAGAUGGAAAGAAAGAAAAGAAAAAGCCUUGACGAGGGAGAAAAAAGGACGGCAUGGAAACUGUUUCUGCAACGCGAUGGAAGCUGAAAUGCGCAAGACCUUUCUUUUAAAAUUCCCUGCCAUCGUCUUGAUUGAUGACAAUGAGCAGAGGCAAGAAAACGAUUGA
This is a messenger RNA of Clunio marinus, 219 nucleotides long. The record is from the annotation of a GenBank genome assembly. NCBI's taxonomy places the organism in Eukaryota, Metazoa, Arthropoda, Insecta, Diptera, Chironomidae.